Eremomyces bilateralis CBS 781.70 is the source of this 1610-nucleotide messenger RNA. RefSeq lists its product as uncharacterized. Lineage: Eukaryota; Fungi; Ascomycota; Dothideomycetes; Eremomycetales; Eremomycetaceae. The transcript has 4 exons. Gene Ontology annotation, molecular function: acyltransferase activity, transferring groups other than amino-acyl groups. The record is from RefSeq and is a predicted model, not a curated record. Bases 285 to 1358 code for a protein of 357 amino acids.
AAUCCUAAUUACCACUUUCACCUAUUUUUCCAACGCCGCAAACGAUCGGCUGAGCACGAUUAACAGCAGGUGAUCCUCUGCUGGUUCAUAACUAGUAUUGAUUUCUAAGCUGUCCGACAGCGAUAGCGGCUUAUCUCACAUCAGGAAUUGGGUACCUGAGUUAAGAAUGAAGGAAGUAGGAUUCCAGGACAAAAGUACCGGUAUUACAACGUUUCUCUGAUCUAGAGGUUUCCAUUCCAGAGUCUCAUGAAGCGUGCCAUCAGUCAAGCUACCUACCUAUUCCCAUGAACAAAGGAGCUACCCCCAGCGAUCACCAAGGGGAUAUACGCACUUUUGCGCUUCCUCAAGUCGAGAGAUUUCAAAGCACAUUGCGACGAGAACCGACGUCUGCCAAAUCAACCAAAAUGGCAAUCAUCUCGAAAGGCGAUGGAUAUAUCAUCCGCAACCCCGACAACGUGGAAGAAGUCCAAGCGCUCUUCUGGCCGUUUAUGAAUGAGUUAGGCUGGAACCGCUCGAAACUCGAUGGACUCACCCACUACGUAACCGCCGGCGCCGCGUCCUGGUUCCUUCUCUGCCCCACCGACUCCCCCAAACCCGAAGGCUUCAUCUGCGCCUUCACCUCCGCGAAUGCCACCGGCUGGAUCGGCUUCUUCUGCAUCAACGCGCCCUAUCGCGGCCGCGGGUGGGGCACGCCACUCUUCCAGGCCAGUUUGGAUCUGUUCAAAGCGAGAGGCAUGGAGUUUGUCGGGCUGGACGCCGUGGAGCAGCAGGUGGGGACGUAUACGCGGCGGGGAUUCGUCGACGUGGCGCGGGUGCGGACGAUGAUUCGGCCGGCGUUCGCGGAGAUGCCGCUGGAGGCACCGAGGGGUAGGACCGUGGUUGGGGAGCGGCUGGUGGAUGUACGGGAGAUCGCGAAGGAGGCCCUGGUGGGGAGCGAUUUUAAACAUACGGGGAUGGAGCGGCGGAGUCUGUGGACGGACGACGCGCUAUUCCAUCGGACGGACACAACGGGGUUCGCGAUCGUCGGCGCGGACGGAGGGAGAUUGCGGGGGUGGAUUCUCUCCCGGACGUCCAUCACGGGCCAUCGGAUCGGGCCAUUGUAUGCGGAGUCGGCGCGGCUGGCGUCCGUCCUGGUGCACGCAGUGCUGGAGAACUUGCAGCGCGCGGAGGGGGACUUCGCGGCGGAGAUUCCUGUGGACAAUAUAGCGGCGCAGUCGGCCUUCGAGCACGCAGGAUUUGCGGUGGGGGGGCCAGAUAUGCAUUGCAUGUGGCUCGAUGGAAAGGUGCCGGAGGAACAGAAACCUGGGGGGAAGGCGGCGACGUGCGCGUAUGCAUGGUUUGAUGCUGGUCAGGGGUAAGGGGUACAACGGGAUGGUCUAUGAGCGCUGGGAAUAUACGGCUGUAGUUCCCAAUAAAAUUUUGUUUCGUGCUAACUAUUGUACUAUACACAAUAGUAAGGUUAUAUACAAUGGACUAUUGAAAUUCGAGGUAAGGAAUAAUAUCCUACCAUUGACGCACAACACGGGGACUAUCAUCAGAACGAAUGACGUCGUCUGAACGAGCAACAGGGGUGGCCGCAUCAUCCAUCGAUCAUCACGAUCCCUCAGAUU